UCAGUCAUCGCUCAUCGUAGCCCUGGCGUUCGUGAGGAGGGAGUCUCUCUCCGGGCAUGCGGGGUCUCUGUAUGUGGCUUGGCCCACGUCUCUGACGGAGCUGUGCUGUGCGGUGCCCGACCCAUCUCCUCCUUCUCCAGUCGUCAGUGUUGGUUGGUAGCACUAGCUGACACGUCUCCAGCCAAUCACCACGCCGUGCGCAAUAGUGGAGGCUGCUUCGCGCUAUUCCAGUCACUCUGGUGGUGUGGUCUAUUGUGCGCUCAAAGGGGACAUGAUGUGGUCGCGUAGCUCACGUUCUCCUUUAUUUUAUGCGUGUGUGGAUAGAACAUUACCGCGGCAGUUUGUCGAGGACAUUUGCCUUUAAAUUCCACAAUUUUCCAACGUCUCCCGCCAACUUCGCGGAAUAUUAUACAACACUGUAUGGAACACUGUUUAUGUCCUAAAGGAGAACUGCUGUUUAUCAGGACUGUGUUGGGGAAACUGUGUUUACAAGUGAAGUGAUCAAAUGCAAUGACACUCCACCCUAUGACCGACGUGGAAAACGUGGUUUGACGAAGAGACUGUUCUCAUUCAUUCAUUCGGCUUCGUUGCGCGAUAACUGUAUAAUGUCAGACAGAGGAUUUUAACGCGCGCUAGGCAAACACGCUCUUACACAGAAAUGCUCUUGUGAGCUUAGCGCACCAUUUGCAUCGGAUUUGUACUACAUUUUUAAAUAAGAGACGCUCGACAAGUGAUUAUUUUGGCGCCACUCUAAGCUUUCCGAGUGUAGCGUUUUCUUAAUAUUUCGUGGCAUAUGCACCAUGCGGACUUCUCGUUUCCUUGUAUAGCUAUCACCUCAUAGUUCGGAAUGUAAGGAUUUCAUACCACAGUUUUGAACACCGAAAGAACAGACGUGGAGGAGGUACUGGCAUUCGGGUGGGAUUUGAAUAUCGAAGAGACCGACGUUCUGGGAAGAGUUUUGGCUUGACAGCUCCAAGGCUACAUAUCCCCUCCUCCCCUUCUGCCCUCCUGCCGCUCUUCUCCUCCUCCCCUUUCUUGUUGUCCUGUCCCACAGCUGUAAUGCCCUGCCAGCCCCCCGCCACCUGCCCACUGCACCCACCCCAGCUCCAGCCCCAUCCCCAUCUCUAUCUCCAUCCCCAGUAGGAUGCCCAGGCUCGGCCAAGCUCGCCCUCGUCCUCCACCCCGCUACUUCGCCCGCCACCAGCACCACCAACUAGACCACCACCACCAACGCCACCACCACCACCUCCUCCUCUCCUCCACCGCCCAGACUCGGCCCGGCCCCCUCUGGCCGCGGCUCCCGACCCAACCACCAACACCACGCCCACCAUCAACGGCGGCAGCCACGGUCACACCAUGAUGCGGGUGGACGAGGUGAUCGGCACCAACGCGCUGGCCUGGCUGGUGUGCUCGGGCGUGUCCAUCCUAGCCAACGCCUGGGGCAUCCUGAGCGUGAGUGCCAAGCAGAAGAAGUGGAAGCCCCUGGAGUUCCUCAUCUGCACGCUGGCCGGCACGCACAUCCUCAACAUGGGUAUCCCCGUCACCAUGUACUGCGUCAUCACGCUGCGCCGACAACACUCCACCUACGAGUGGAACGAGGGCCUCUGCAAGGUCUUCGUCUCCACCUUCUACACCCUCACACUAGUCACCUGCUUCUCCAUCACCUCGCUCUCCUACCACCGCAUGUGGAUGGUGCGCUGGCCCGUCAACUACAGGCUGAGCAACACUAAGAAGCAGGCGGUGCAUACAGUGAUGGGCAUCUGGAUGGUGUCCUUCAUCCUGUCCACGCUGCCCGCGGUGGGCUGGCACGACACCACCGAGCGCUUCUACACGCAGGACUGCCGCUUCAUCGUAACGGAGAUCGGCCUGGGCUUCGGCGUCUGCUUCCUGCUGCUGAUUGGCGGCAGCGUGGUGAUGGGCGUGGUCUGCAUCGGCAUCGCGCUCUUCCAGACCUUCUCGCUGCAGCAGGGGGCCCACAAGAAUGCCGCCGACAAGAACAAGUUCAACGUGCCCACCAUCGUGGUGGAGGAUGCACAGGGCAAGCGGCGCUCGUCCAUCGACGGCUCCGAGCCCGUCAAGACCUCGCUGCAGAUCACCUACCUGAUCAGUGGCAUCGUUUUCAUAUACGACUUCCUCACCGGCUUCCCCAUACUGGUGGUGAGUUUUGCCAGUCUAAAGUACGACCGCUCGUACACGUGGAUGGUUCCAUGUGUGCUGUGGUGCUCCAUCGCCCAGUCCAUCCUGCUGCCCAUGUUCCUCUGGGCCUGUGACCGCUACCGCGCCGACGUCAAGAUGGUCUGGGAGAAAUGCGUGGCCAUCAUGUCCAACGAUGACGUGGACGAAGAAAACAGCCAGGAUGGAGCCUUUCAUCCGGACUUAAUUUAUGACAGACCGUAUGACUAUAGCCCGGGGCCCGAUAUCAUGACGAUAGACCGUAUUGCCAAGUACGAAUUCUCAACCUUAGAAAGGGGUGUGCCCCACGGUUACCCAUUGAGGGAACACCAGGAAGAUAAAAUGCAGUACUUGCAGGUGCCCCCUACAAGAAGAUACUCCCACGACGACACCGACAUGUGGACCAGCGGCCAGAUCCCCUCCUACCUGCACCGCUGGGGCUCCACGGAGGACAUCAUGGGCAUGGGCAUCCAGCCGCACUACAGCUCAUCGCGCCACCACCACCACCACCAGCGCCGGAUGGGCAGCCUGGUGUCCUACCAUGAGGAGGGCUAUGGCGGCGGUGGUGGUGGUGGGGGUGGGGGCAGCGGCGGGGGCAGCGGCCACUACCGGCCCAAGCGCCGACGCUCGGAGGACAGUGGCUACGCCCUGCGGGGCCUGCCACGCGUGGCUGACGACUUCCUCCGGUGUUUCGGCCGCGACGAGGUCAUCAGCUUCAUCGACGAGACGCCGCUGGCCAGCCCCAUGAAGAGCCCGCGCCGCGCCUCUGCCAUCUCGCUGCUGCCCCAGUCCUUCGAGGUGCUGCCGCCGCCGCGUGGCAGUGGCACCGGGCAGCCCGUGAUCAUCCCUUUCCCGCACUUCCCCCUCACCCACUUCGAUCGCGAGCCCCAGGCGCUGCGCCGCCUCUCGGACCACAGCAGGGGCUGCAUGCUCACCGAGCUGCCCCAGGACCAUGGAGGCCGAGGCACUGGAGGAGGUGAGAGAGGAGAAGGAGGAGGAGGAGGAGGGAGCCGCAGGGGGAGCAGGCGGAGCAGUAGGGCCAUGGUGGCGGUCACCAUGGUGGAUGGCUCCCCCCGCAGGGCAGGGAACGGUAGUGCGGGGUCGCCUGCUGCUGGGAGCAGAAGUGGUGGUGGUGGCAGUGGUGGCAGUGGCUGCAGCUUCCGGGACUCCAAGUGUGUCACAGCACAGGACAUGGGGCCUCACAGUGCCGGGGCCACACAGGAGGGUGAUCAGGGGCCCGUCACGGUCACGGCCCCUGGCCAGAGACACAGGACUGGCCCCGCCGGGGAGUGUGGCGGUGGAGGUGGAGGAGGGGAGGCCUGGGAGACCGAACAGCAGCAGCAGCAGCAGCAGCAGAAACUCCUGAUGAAAAUGGAGAGUAAAGGAAGCACAAAUAGUUUUAUAAGCUCGCCCUCUGCCUCCUCGUCCGGCUACGUCACGUUCCACUCGGACUCGGUCGGCUCCACCACCUAACCCGGAGCGCGAGCGAGAGGAGCGUCUGCACAGCUUCCUCACUGUUGGCUGGUCUUAUUACUUAUUGACUUUGUCAAUGCUCUCUAAUGGGAAUCCGCUAUAAGUGCUGAUUCAAGAGGAAUGUUUUUGUAUUACGAGCACAGUUGAGAGAUAGGAGGGAGGGAGAGAAAAUUGGACGCCGUUGAGUUUUACCGAGGUUCUCCUGCGUUGUAGAAUCGGUCAGCCAUGUUGCAAGGGAUUCUUUCAAACAUCAGCCAAGUCCAAAUCACAAGGGAGAGAGUACUGACCUUACAGCAUACUGUGUGUGUGAGAGAGAGCGAGUCUGUGUGUUUAACAUUCACUUUGAUUCCUUUAAAGGCAAUGCACAGCAUGGUAGGGGGAUUCAAUGCUUUUAGAGAAGAUUGUGGGCAGUACGCUCUCCAUUCUGUUUCGUUUUCCCUUUUCUCUGUUCACGCCACACAUUUCCCGCGCACAGGUGCACUCUUUUAUAUGCUUGUUUCUCUGGGUUAGGCAGGGCUUUGUUUAUACCAAUAUUGAACUAUUGUUUAAUAGCUUCAUAUAUAUGAAAGGGAUUCUGAAAUACUUAUUUUUUAUCAUAAAUUGGUUUAGUUUUAAAGUGAUGGGUCGUUUAUUUAUUUUUUUGUUUUAUUGUUUUUUUUUCUCCUACUGCCCAUAGUUAUUUAGGGUCCCAGACUGCCCCUUUGGAUCCUUUCUCAUACCUUAUGUGUUGAGGUCAUGUUGUCAACUGAGAAAUGUAGAUGUGUUGUACUCACAAGAUUAUUUCCCCGUUUGUACUCAUGUUAAAAGUAGACAUUGCCUGUCUCUGAGUUUCAUAUUGCACUUCAAAUGCUAUUUUGCUAUGGUUUGUCCGUUGGUGUGUCGAGGAGAGAACAACCCUGACGUGAUCUUUUGGAGCCCACUGUGUGUCUGACACUUUGGGCCAGAGACAAAGGACUUCUUUGGCAAUGAAGAGGACAAAAGCGUCUUCAUUUCCCAGUGAGCCAGUAUAUUUACAGUAAUAGUAUUUCCAGUAAGUGUAUCCAUUAUUUACAGUUGCCCCCGAGAUUUCAGGUUACAAUUGAACAGAUUUCUGCUAUAUUAAAAGAAAAGUUGUAUUUAAGAGUUUAAGACAGGGGUGGUGAACCUAUGUCUUGAGGGCCAUUUACGGCCCUUGAGACCAUCUUAUCUGUCCCCGACAUGAAAUAUGACAUAUUUUGUAAAGAAAGUUAGAAAUUACAUUUGCAAUACAAUUAAGAUACAUUUUCAGGGAACCUGGUGAAGGUGGGGUCUGUUGUAAAGGUUUAUGUCUUCAAUAUAGGCAUAAAGUGCAGGGGAAGAUCCAGGUUUGUGUUCAUAGUACGGCCAUUGGAGGACUUUAGGACUUGGACUUGGAGGUCCCUGGAAUGAAAAAGUUUCCCCACCCCUGGUCUACGAUGUGUCAUUUGCAUCUGAUGGCAUGGUGUGUUGUUAUUAUAUAUUUAUUAGGGACUGUUGUUGACUGAAAAGUGGGAGUUCAGACUCCUGGUUUAGCAUCAGAGGAAAGCAUGCACGGGUAUGUAUAUAUAAGGCUGCCCUUUGCCAAAAAACUGUUGUGAAACUCGCCAAUGGUGCUCCACGCAAGUGCAGCUGAGUUGUAGGCCUACUGAUCUUUCUGGCAGUGAUUACGACCUGCCUCUCGGAUCUUGCACUCUGCCAUUUAACCACACUGACUAGUCAGUGCACCAGAGUCUUCCACAUCAUGUUACGAUUACCCAGUCCUAGGCCUAUAUUAUAUUAAACAUGCAUUACUACUAUACACUGGGCAAUAUUACAACCACAGCAACAUUCCGGCAGGAUUUGGAAAAUGCGUUGUGAAAUCUACAAGAAUGAGUAUUAUUACUAAAUGAAUGUAUUUCCAAUAACGCGGGUUAAGACAAAGGAUUCAGAGAGGAGAUAAGGAAGAACCACAAAAUAAAUCAAUACUGCCUGCAACUUGAAAAGUACCCAGAAUAACCUCUUGGUAGCCUAAUGUUUGUGGGAUUUUUUAUUAACUUUUGGCAUUGUUUAAAUGAUUAUUCAAUGAUGUAGCACUGUCAGAUGUUAAAGCACUUUGACCUGUAAAUUGAAACAUUUGGCCAUAUUCUUUUUGUGGUCUGAGAUAUUCUGCGGUCUGUGCGUUCAGUUUACACUUUUGUUUCCAAUGCAUCACAAUUUGAUUACAUACUCAUACAGUACAACACCUAUGUUUUUAAAUCUGUACGUCUUAAAGAUAACGAUUUGAGAUUGAAAUUAGACCUUGUUUAGGUCGUUUUUCUUCUUUUUUGGGGAAAAUAUCAGAGAGUAAUUUGUAACAUAUCCUCUGUUUAAAAUACUUUGUCAAACUAAUGGAGUAUGUUUGAUGUUAUGUUGCUGAACUUUUGACUUGCUUGAGGUGAUUACAUUUACAUGAAAAGAAA
This is a messenger RNA of Engraulis encrasicolus (European anchovy), 6080 nucleotides long. Its product is annotated as probable G-protein coupled receptor 153. NCBI's taxonomy places the organism in Eukaryota, Metazoa, Chordata, Actinopteri, Clupeiformes, Engraulidae. The record is from RefSeq and is a predicted model, not a curated record. Gene Ontology annotation, cellular component: membrane. The coding region runs from base 1357 to 3645 and encodes 762 amino acids. The transcript has 7 exons. Gene Ontology annotation, biological process: G protein-coupled receptor signaling pathway. Gene Ontology annotation, molecular function: G protein-coupled receptor activity.